AUGAUAGACGGCCAAGUGAAAUCUGUAACUUCAGCGACAGGAUACUUUUCUGUUAAUAUAGUAGGAGAGGUUUCUCGUGUUGUAUUGAACUUGCGUAAUGAUAGAUCUGGCCAACUCUUAGAUACAACAAGAGUGAUAGAUAUUUCAUAUGGUACAACGACCUCCAUUGAUAUUCACGUUCCACUAAAACCGGCACCAAAACCUUUCAACACACGUAUCGGUUUUGAUAUACCCCUCGGAACGAAGAAUGGAAACUCAGCAACUACGACGUUAUCCAUUGCAGAAGAUAGUGUUGUUGAUGGAAAUGGCAAUGCUUUUGAAGGGACAGCUAAUGCACGAGUUCAUUACGUUGAUCCACGGAAUUUGGAAGAUCUUGAUGAGAUGUACGGAGAGCUAAGAUUUACAGACGAAGAGGGAGAGUCUAUUGACUUAGAAACAUUUGGUAUGCUUCAGUUAUCCGUAGAAGACAAUUCUGGAACACCUUUAUAUGUCAAUGGAAAAAUCAAAAUUUCGCUUGAUCCAGCACCUUUUAAUUUGUCAAACGAAGGUGCAAAUCUGCAUUUGUAUAGCUUAGACGUAAACACAGGAAAGUGGGUUGAUCAAGGUCUAAUGGCGUACAAUUCUUCCAGUGGUUCAAAUCGUAAACGAAGGUCAACUGGAGGAAAUCUAGAGGGUAUUGUCAUAGAUGCUAUUCCAGUUAUAAAACAAACAGAGGAAGUUGAUAAAAUUAUUCAAGUAAGCAAUACCAGAUUAGUAUCUUCUAUCAAUAUAAACAAAGAUAGACCUCGAAUAUAUCGUAUUAUAACUGAAUAUGGGACUGUUGUUACUCGUGAGGAUGUCACAUUACAAGAUGCUUGCUUUGUAAGAGUGAAGGCGUACACUGACUUUACAUUUCGCAAUGUAGCUAGUGGUGUUCGAAUUACAGCAGCGACAAGAACUAAAAAUGGUGGGCCGUUUAGGGGACAAAUGUCAAUGUUUACGAACAUUAAUGAUAAUAAUGGGACUUUAUGCAUGCCAAUAUUUUGUAGCUCUGAUAUAUACCUCAUGGCAGAAAAAAAUGGCAAAUAUUACGCUUCAGACAAUCAUAUUUUACCCCCCGUAGCUGAGUCAGUCAACAUUGCAAACGGAACACAAGUCAAACUAAAUUCAGAUCAUGUCAACGAAGAAGGACCAGUUUUCCUUUAUCAAAGACGACGACAAUGCGAAGAUGACACAUUUUCUAGCUUUGUGUUUCAGUUUGCCCCUCUCUUGAAGGAAGGUGAACGUAAGUCAUUGUCUAAAGAUAACGUACAUAAUCAAAUAAAUUCCUGGUAUACCGAACCUCCAACUAGUGCCUUCAGACGAACAUGUUUCAUGAAAGUGAAGGUAGUGUCCAAUGAACAUACUCUCCAGGCAAUAGGAGUCAGUAAGAUGGAAUAUGUUAGCAAUAUACCCUUUUUUGGAACUUUUCAAGCACCAAUUAUAUGGGAUGAAACUACAAAUAAUAGGAGAGAAAAAGCUGCUUGCAUAGAAUUUCGAUGUCCUGGAAGACUCAUUGAUGGCACCAACGUAAUCAAUAACAUAGCCACACUUCUGAGGGUACAGAUUCUGAGUCAAGAAGGUCACGUUUGCAAUAUUACAAACGUGGCAAGUGGACUUAAUAUUACUCGUAUUCCAAGCGUACUUGGUGAAGGUUUUGAGUUUCGGGCAGACCCAAACGACAAUUACGGCGCAGGAAUGGGUGUAUUCAUCCGAACGUUUCCAUUUGAAACUGCAAGAGCUACAUGUCGCACUGGCUUAGACUCGCCUAAUAUUAGCCCAAUUAUGAAGCCCAAUUCAAAUCCAGCAGUCGAAUUUGAAUGCUUUAUCUAACAAAGAUUUACAAUCAUUGCUUUUAUGAUUUUCUUUCAUA
Messenger RNA from Saccostrea cuccullata (small rock oyster), 1891 nucleotides. Its product is annotated as cartilage intermediate layer protein 2-like. The transcript has 3 exons. The record is from RefSeq and is a predicted model, not a curated record. Bases 1 to 1851 code for a protein of 616 amino acids. NCBI's taxonomy places the organism in Eukaryota, Metazoa, Mollusca, Bivalvia, Ostreida, Ostreidae.